GUGAAGGGUGGUGGUGGUGUCGGAGAGUGGUGGUGCUGCUGUUGGUGCAAGGUGGCGUGCGGCGGCCCGACGCCAACUCUUUCUUCUUGAUGAUAACCUGCGUGCCAGGGCCUGCCCCCUCGCAUUUCGCGCUCGUACGCGCCACGAUGAUCGGGCGGAUGCGGCACAGCCUGCGGCGCAAGAAGGACGGUGACGGCGCGGAGACGCCGCGCCGCCCGGCGCAGUGGGAGAUCGACGAGAACAACGUGCGCACCGAGGGCUGCCACUUCUUCGUCAAGUACCUGGGCUGCGUGGAGGUGCAGCAGUCCAGGGGAAUCCACGUGUGCGAGGAGGCCGUCAAGAAGCUCAAAUCUUCCGGCAAGAAGGUGCGCGCCGUUCUCUUCGUGUGCCCGGAGCAGCUGCGCCUCGUGGAUGAAGACACCAAGGACCUGAUCAUGGACCAGACGAUCGAGAAGGUGUCGUUCUGCGCGCCGGACCCGCGGAACGAGCGUGCCUUCUCCUACAUCUGCCGCGAAUGCACGACGCUCCGGUGGUUGUGCCACAGCUUCCUCGCCCGGCGAGACUCGGGCGAGCGGCUGAGCCACGCUGUUGGCUGCGCUUUCGCCGAGUGCCUCGAGCGCAAGCGUCAGCGCGAGCUGGGCUGCUCCGUCACGGCCACGUUCGACGAGAGCCGCACCACGUUCUCGCGCGAGGGCUCCUUCCGCGUGCCCUCCGCCACGGAGCUCGCGCGCCAAGGCGAAGGCGGCGCAGGCCAGGCCCGGCAGCUUCACCCCGCGUCGCCUUCCUCAGCCGGCAUCGCCAACGAGGCCGCCCUCGACUUCCUGCCGAGCGGCGGCACCAACGGCCGCGGGCGGCGACGAGCCCCGCUCGGAGGACCCGGCGCUGCCGCCCGCCGCCGCCGCCCGCCUUCCCCGCCGACUUCUCGUGCCCGGCCAAUGUCCCUCCCCCCGGCGCCGGCCGGACCCACGGGCGCAGCUUUCUCAGUGGGGACGUUCGUCAGCAUCGCAGAGGGUGGGCGGCGCGGGGGGGGCAGCUCCGGCGGGGCGGGCUCUGGCGGGGGGUCGCCCGGGGGGGUCGCUGCCCCCCCAGGAGCAACUCGAUGGGGGACUCGGGCGCCGGAGCUACCGCACGCCAUCCCUCGCCGGCACGCGCCGCUGGAGGAGCUGGCGCGCCAGGGUUCGUUGCGCAACUUCCCCAAGCUGCAGCAGAGCUCGCCGUUCAAGCGCCAGCUGUCGCUGCAGCACCAGAUGGGGCAGUGCUCGCAGCUCAACCGAGUUCCCGAAGUCGAGGUCAUGGCUGCCGCACAGGAAACAGCAGAGGGCGACGCCCUGAGCUCCUUUUCCGGUUUCGAUGGCUUCGGCGCUCGCCGCAUCCUCCUCAUCGUCUCAGCCGCCGCCGAUCUCUGACCCCUUCUUGGCCGCCCCCAUGCCCGGCCUCCGCAGCCCUCGGGUGGCGGAGCGAUGGGCUGGUUCCUCGGCGAGGACGAUCAGCAGAGCCCCGGCCCCCAAUCAGGACGGCGACGCACCCCGUCGGAAGCCGAUCGCUGGUUGGACGAAGCCAUCUGCGCAUCGCGCCACAAGCAGCAGCAGCAGGCUGCGUGGGGGCAGGCUGGCCCAUCGCGCGUUGCCUACGACGAGCAGGGCUUCCCGAGGGCCUUCUCGGACCCCACGAUGCCCUCCUACUUCAACGGGUCAGCAGGGCAGGACCACCAGAAGUUGCACUUCGAGCUUAACAGCAACGUCAACAAUCAAACGUGGGGCGGCAGCGGGCACGCGUCAGCCCUGUUCUCGCUGGGACCUACCGUGAGCCCCGACCCGUUCAUGCCGGUGAUGGACUCCCCGGGCCAGGCCAGCACCAAGGCAGGCCACAUCGCCGGCAUGUCGCCAAAGAGCUUUGAGAUUCAGAUUUAGAGCAGUCAACUGCCAGCACUACGGUUUUAAUGUUUGGUUUUUUUUGGGAAGAUUAUUUGUGGCUUUGUCUUUUUUUAUCACAUGACCACUACUUUUUAUUUUCUUAAUUGCUAUAUAUUAAUAUAUUGCCGCACUUGUAAGGGCUUAUUGCAGCCUGAUAGUAGACUUUUCUUUGGAAGAUGAGUUUAAGAAGGAUAUGGCCAAAGAGUUAGCCAUAUAAAUGUAAGUAAAAUACCACGUAUUUUCUGAUGUUGUUUUGUUUCCUAAUCGCAGUUUCAUUUCACUCCUUGUCGUGUGACCACGAUACAAAAUAACAUUUGUAACAUGACACAAUCACUGUCCUACAUAAAGUGUUGAAGAAACUUUUUUUAGUACGUCGGGGAUGCGUUCCUCAAAUGUGCGACGACGAAUAUUGAAACGACGUAAAUCAAAGCGAUUUUCAGAAUACGGUGGUGGAGGUGAAGGCUGAGAGGCGAAUGAUAAUGAGAAAGGACGGACGAUGCUGUCAACGAAGUAAGUGUGUGGGGUUGAUGCGACACAAAUCGGGUAACGGUGUUAAUAAUAAAGUCACGGCCAAUUGGUGAAACGACGUCAAAGGGGAGACAUAAAUCGGGGUAUCACUGUAAUUUACUCUUUGGUAAUUUUACGUUCACCUCCGCCCACCCCCCUCCCUCUCUAUAAAGUGCCGUGGCCACAUUUUAUCGCCACGAUUUAUUUAGCAAAGCCUAAAACUUUGGUGCCAUUUUAAAACGGGUCCCCCGACCAUGUUAUGCAAUGUUAAACAUCGGUGACGAAUUGCUAGCAGUUGGCCCCCGCCACCUUUGGCCUUGUUGUUGACGUUGGUCACGUUUGUGCUCGGCGGUAAAUCCAGAGUCGGGGGCGGGGAGGGAUGGGGGGGGGGUCGCCCUCCACCUCAGGUUUGGAAGCACAAGUUUUCCAUGACGAAUCAAUGUGGCAUAAAGCAUUAAAAUAUACUUUUAAUGCCACCAGCCACAGAGCCUGCACAAGGCAACUUAAGUGAUGCUCUUAGUUUCCAUCAUGAAUCAACAUCAACUAAUGUAACAUUGCACUGAUGAUAUGUUUUAUUCAAUCGGCCAUAUAGCCUGCUGUCCCAAUGUGCUCAACUGCAUUUGUUCUCAUUUGCUGUAGCGGAUUUUGUUAACUUAAAAUGUAUGUUUUCGUAGCCAGCACUACGACCCGUAUUUGGGUUUCGUGCCAAUUGUCGUUUUGCCGAUUUCUGAGGUAGGCUGAGUGUCGUGGACACAUUAUGGGAAUGGAGAAAUGCAAAAUCGGAGGUUGCCGGGAGAUCAAACUCGCGAUCACUGAUGCUGCCACGGUGGUGUAUUGGUCACCACAAUGGACUUCCAAUCCAGUGGUCGCUGGUUGGAUACGAUCUUCCGGCGUGGCAGUUGGGGCAGGUUUCUUAAUUCCCCUCAACCCUCCACCCCUGUCCACCCAGCAGUAUAAAUGGAUACACCACAGUUAGUCGGAUCACGCGUGGUGGGGUAGAGUGUGGGUACUCCCACGUGGUCUCGCACGUCUGGGCAGCGAAGAAGAGUCGGACAAAUGACCCACUAGAGUCUCGCGCUCUCUCUUGUGGAGGCCCUCCCGCCGACAGUGGCGUGAGCGAGCCAUCGCAUGGCCUGCGGCUUUAGCUUCUCUCAUAACCCACCUCUCUUGGUGCCUCCCUGUUUAUCCCAGCUGCUGCUGCCACUUCCGCUAAUGCCGUCUUCGCUUUAUGCGGACGACUGGAGCGCGUAGAGAGAGAGAUUAAACGAUUGUGUGUGGCGUCGACAAAUACGUGCUUUGUUUCAGAUGCCGUGCGCCGAUAAAGCCGUUGCGUGCCAACGUGCCGCUGCGAAACCGGAGCAGUAUUGAUCAGUGUCGUCUGCCUCUCGUGUACGGUAAUUGCCCCUUCGCGCCUGUGCCAUCCCAACAGAAAUGCGUUCGUCUUGUAUAAGUGUUCGUUUUAAAAGAUGCACUAUUCGCAAUGUCAAUCUCUGGCAAUGAGCGCUUGUGUGCCUUUAUAUCCAGAUGCCUUGGUUGUGGCCUUGCAUGUGAGAAGUUCUACUCGAGUUUUAAAAAUAGUAUUGUUUUUCUCUACACGACAUCGUAACCACACGGGAUAAUGGUUUGAGGUGUAAAAUCGGAGUAAAGUCCGUGAAUGCUAUAACACACAAGAGCCAUUGAGAGCAACUGUAUGUUCUAUUAUGGGCACAUUUUAAAUAAAUUCUGCCUACACAGACAGAUGCCUGUGUUGUUUGUGA
Petromyzon marinus (sea lamprey) is the source of this 4177-nucleotide messenger RNA. RefSeq names its product protein numb homolog. Lineage: Eukaryota; Metazoa; Chordata; Hyperoartia; Petromyzontiformes; Petromyzontidae. The record is from RefSeq and is a predicted model, not a curated record. Gene Ontology annotation, cellular component: cytoplasm.